AUGGCGGGUCCGAGGGGUCCCCCGCCUCCCUCCCGGGGCGGGGGAGGGGGGGGCCGCUCCGGGGACACAGGGAGAGCGGACGCCGCUCUGUGCCCGGCGCCGCCGCCGCCUCCUCUGCCUCCGCGUCGCCGCUCCCGGGGCUGGCAGUCACAAUCGCCCCGGCUCCACGCGGGGCCCGCCGCCACCGCCGCCGCGCUGUCCGCUCUCACCCCACCGCCUAGCUCGGCCAACCGUCCGCAACCUCCCCUCCCCGCCCGGCCCCGCCCCGCCUCAAGCCUAGUACCCCCGCAGGGAGAGAAGGACGCUCGCAGCCCCGAGCCCCGGGUGAAACUCCAACAUGGCUUCCGCUUCCCCUCCUCCUCCUCCUCCUCCGCCUCCCCCGGCCCCCCUCCCAAGGCUCCGACUCAUCCUCCCUCCCUCCUCCCCCUUUUCCCAACUAGGAGCUACGGCGCAGCCGCCGCUGCUGCCGUGGUGAGCGAGCCCGAUCCGCGAGCCUGA
Messenger RNA from Phascolarctos cinereus (koala), 498 nucleotides. Lineage: Eukaryota; Metazoa; Chordata; Mammalia; Diprotodontia; Phascolarctidae. The record is from RefSeq and is a predicted model, not a curated record.